This is a messenger RNA of Protopterus annectens (West African lungfish), 8172 nucleotides long. RefSeq names its product cilia and flagella associated protein 46 (gene CFAP46). Gene Ontology annotation, molecular function: protein binding. The record is from RefSeq and is a predicted model, not a curated record. Bases 86 to 8044 code for a protein of 2652 amino acids. Gene Ontology annotation, biological process: cilium movement involved in cell motility; axoneme assembly. Lineage: Eukaryota; Metazoa; Chordata; Ceratodontiformes; Protopteridae. The transcript is spliced from 62 exons.
CUUGUUGCUUGGUUACCAUGUUUUCACGUAAAGGCUGAGGAAAGUGAUGUGCACUUGAAGAUAUUCUGGAUUGGAAAACAACGUGAUGGAUUUCAGAAUAAGACAGUACUUGACUUCAGCUGAAAAUUAUAAAGAUAUCUUUGACUUAAAGAAUGCUUAUCAAUUGAUUAAGGCCACCAAUCAGGAGCGACCAGCAGUUGAUGGUGCAGAAGCAUUUAACUCUGAUUUAUAUGUACUAUGUGCAGAGCAAGGAAUUCAGCUUGGGCAACCAGACAUAAGCAAAGAUUGUUUAAUGAUGUAUUUUAAAGGAAAGCCACCUCCAAAUCAGUUUCUGGGUCGAGCUUACUUGUGCCAGGGCCAAUUGCAAGCUCCAGGGUCAUCUGAACAUCUGGAUAAAUUUGAAAAAUCUGCAGCUUAUUUUUUGAAGGCAAUGCUGUUUGCAAAAGAACAGCCCAGGUAUCAUUUCUUGGUUUACAAUGCCACAGUGCUUUACUGGAAGAUGGUGAGACCAUUUCUGAAACCAGGUAGCCGAUAUGUUUUAAUCCCAAGUCUUACUCGGGUUGUAAAAGCUUUGGAUGAAACAGAAGAACCAGACUAUGAAUGGAGAGGCCAGCUUAUGAUGGAAUUAAUUGAAUGCUUUUUAGAUGCUGGAAAGACAAAGGAGGCGUCUAACGCUGCAAGCACUGCUGCUGAUUUUAUUAAAGCCAACGUUCCACAGAGAUACCAUCAGAUAUUUUCUUUGCAGGUACGAUACAAAUUUAUAGAUCCUGCCAGAGUAGCAAAGGAGAUAAAGAGCUCCAUGGUAUUAUCAAUCAUCCAGAAGAUCCAGAAGCUUAAAUCGUCAUUAGAUGCAAAGGAGCCAUUAAAAGACAUCCCACAAAUCCUGAAUGAAAUCCACCAGAAUUUUGCACAGUAUGAUUUGGAGUAUUUUUCUCCUGCCGAGCAGUUGGAAAAAAUCCCUUUGCUGUUAGAACUUGCCUGGCUUUCACUGGAUUUAGGUUGUCAUGAGACUGCAUUUGCUUGUCUGAGUGAUGCGAAGAAAGUAGAAGUUACGAUCCCAGGAAACCUUAUUGAAAUAGAAUGCUUGGAAUGUUACUGUGAAAUUCAGAAACUUGGAUUCAAAGCAGAAAUUUACACCAAGGAUGUUGUUGAGAAACGACUAAAGUUGAUAGAAAGAGUGGAUGUGGCUCUUCAAAAUGCAGUACGUUAUGGAGAACCUAAUGUAAUUCAAGUGGCAUGUGUCACUCAGUGGAAUCUGUGUCUGCCAUUGCUUCAGCAUAACUUACGGAAAUCUGUAAGGAAAACAUUACGCCACGUAGCCGAUGUCCUGGAGCAGAUUAACAGCCUAAUGAUUCAGUUUCGUUGUCAAGUACAUGUAGAGAUUGCACAGAUUGAAGAUGAUGAAGAUCAAAUAGAAUCUGCUAUUGAACAUGCCAAAAAAGCACUGCACCUGGAUGAGAAAUUAUGCUCUCAUGAGUUUCUUGAAGUGCUUCUUCAUCGCCUUCAGUUACGUGCCACAUUGUAUGAGACACCCAAAAGCAGCGAGGAUCAUGCUGCUAUGAUUAUUGAGCAGUGCAGAAAAGGAACUGAGAAUGACCACGUGAGAAGGAAACGGCCAUUGUUAGUACAAGCUGGGCAACUUCUGGCACCAGAUGCAUUUCAAACUGUCCUAGACAGUGAAAGUGAGACGAAAGUUACUUCGGGUGCAGCUAACAUUGGACUGAUAAGUCAGCUAUGUGCAAAAGCACAACAUCAUACCACAUGUGUGCAGAAGGCUGCUGGACAUCUGAAGAGACUGGGUGAUACAAUGGACAGAGAAAGAAUGAGACUUUGGGCAGAUUUAGCAAAGGUAGCACGAAAGCAAGAAGUAUGGGAUGUGUGUAGGGCAGCGUGUAGAUUCUGCCUGCUUUAUGAUGAUGGGAGAUGGACAGCCUCAAAAGGAGUCGCCAAUGGAAGUCAAGGUGGAGGUACACAACUAAGAACAUCACCUGUCCUUAACAGCUCAUCUGCUUAUGAACGAGAUUUAUUAAGAAUUCUAGCAGAAGUAUGCUUCAUUAAUGGAGAGGCAUCUAUUCACCUGCUGAGAUCAGAGGGCUGUCAACUUAAUGAGCCUGCAGUCCCACCCAAAGAUACCAGUAAGCAUCCAAUAGGACACUUAGCGAAAAAUCCAGAUGAAGAUCCUGAAUGGAAAAUAUAUAGAGAUUGGAUUGCUCAUUUAUCCCAGUGUGCUUCAGAAAAUUUUCUUCGAGCUGCAAGAUUAGGAGUAGACUUGAAUGAAGCCUGGAUUGUAUGUAAUGCAGCUGUGUAUAUUCUAAAUUACAACAAACACAUCAUAACUUCUGGAAGGCAAAGGGAGAUUAUGAAAACCCUCCAGACACUGUACGAUGCAUUCAUACAAGUAGGACACAAUGGUGAAACAGUACUUCUCGCAAUGCUGUCCAAUGCAUUGGCUCAAGGCCUGAUUAAUCCCUGGAUCAAGUACUCAUCUAAGAAGUCAGAAGAAAAGAAAGAAACAGAAAAGAAUUCUCCAGUUGGGAAAAGGAAGAAAAGUGCUCAAAAAGGAUCUGAGAAAACAAGUAACGUGCAGACUGCAUUUGUGGAGCCUGAUGGACUUCCUGAUGUAAAAAAAGCUUUGGAGGUUUGUGAACAUAUCCUGAGUCUGACAAAUGGCGCCAUUCCAUCAGAGGUGGUGUGCAUUGCUGUACGUCAGCAAGUUUUAUCUACAUGGGUUAAAGUGAAACAAAUGCUCCAGCAUCAGAUUGGAAGCAAACUUGGCACUGAAGAUGAGAAUAAUAAUGAAGGGCAAAACCUUAUGACAAAAAUUCUUGUUGCUUUGGAAAUGUACAGCUGCAAUGGGUGUGGACUAAUGGAGUUUACUGUUCCUGCCUUACAUGUGGUGGCAAAAAUGGCCUUGGAGUGUAAAUGGACCGAUACCUUAUUAGAAUUGCAAACAUGGACAUGUUUAGCACACUUUGCCUAUGCAGCUCGUGAUCAUGAAAUGGUGAUGACUUGUUCUCAGAAGGCUCUGCAGCUAGAUAAAAUAAUUGACAAAGAUGCAGCGUGGAAGAAACAAAAUGUCCAGGACUAUAACAUCACACAAGAGAUGCUCAGCAAAGCUGCAUGUUUUCAAGGGCAAAGUAUUUUGGACCAUUUGGCAUGGAAAUCACAACUACGCAAGGAGGCAUUCAAGUGCUUUGAAAUGAGUGCAAGAUAUGCAGAGAAAGCAGAAAAUUUCAGUUUUGUAAUGGUGGCUGCAAAACUGUUCUGGAAUGCAUGUCUUCCACUUAUUCCUUCUCCUGGAGAAAGAGCAUAUAUGAAAGACUCUCUAAAAACAAUCCUUAAUGCCAUCUCUGUCACCUGCCCUGAGUACAAACAGCCAGAAGAGAAAAAGACUGCAUACGUACAGCAUAUUAUACCUGAAAAAACAGGCAACUCAACGCAUGGUGUCUUCAAAAGUUCUGAGGACACAACAAAUGACCUGAUGCUUAUAGCAGCUAUGUAUGGACUUUUAUUUCAUAUAUAUGCUGACCAGAAGGACUGGGAAAGAGGACUAAAAGUUCUUGAUGAUGCUGUUCAAACCCUGCCGAGGACAAGGCACAGACUAUUAAUUUUUAAACACAGAGUUAUAGUGAAGGCGAGACUGGGCCGCAGUUUCAUGAUGGAUAUUCAGAAAUUUAAAGAUGAAGAUGAAGAGUAUGUCUCUUACAUGUGGCACCGUGUUGCCGCCUGCUGCAGAGAAAAGGCUGAGCAGUUAGACUGCUAUCUUAAUGCUAUUGAAACAUUACAGCACUCCAAAAUGGAUUGGCAGAAGGUUGAUUAUUUGAUAGAAUUUGCAGAAUGGCUUUAUUGCAGACAAUUUCCAGUCAUUGAUGCACUCAGCAUGUUAGACUGGGCUGUAGAUAUUCUACUGCUGAUGGGAAUUGCAGAAAAAUCAAACCCUAAAGAAGAAGCAGAGCAUAGAAAUGAAUCUCUGAUUCCUGUGAAGACAGAUGCACAAAUUGGAGUUAAAUCUAUGGAUCCCAAUAUGUCUUUUGCAGAUAUAAGAAGUGUGAGACAGCUGGAGGCACUUGCCAGAGCGCACACAUUAAUGGCUGUGAUCUCAGGCCAGGCCUCAUCUCAUCACCAAGAGCAUUGUUUAAUGGCCUAUACAUAUAUUUUGCAGAUCUGGAAGCUCUCAUUGUCAGCCGUAGGUCCAUUGUUAAAAGCACUGACAAAAACGCAACCUUCUCCCUCUCAACAAACACCAAGAGCAACACCAAGGAAAGACAAUACCAAGAAAGAAAGAAAAGAGGCAGCUCCUCCCACUGUAACUGAGAAAUCAAAACGAAAAGGAGUGCCUGAUGCCCUACCAAGUGGCAUAGAAGAAUGGGCAAACUAUGAUUGCCCUGAAGAAGCCAGAGACGUCUUUAAAAUGAAUUCUCCUUUAACAGUCAGCAAGAAUAACAUCAUAAAACCUAUGCACUGCUUGUAUUACAUAGAUUUGCUGGUGGAAGAAAUGAAGGUUGCAGCACUCGUCCAUUUAACACUACCUGUUCUGCAGCUGGCUGAAGUCAUUUCCCAGGUUGUGGUUGACAGUAAAAGCCUUUCUGACCUCUACCAUCUCAGAAUUUCUAAAGUAUGCUCAGAACUCGGUUUGUGCCAGGCAGCCCAGUACCACAGAAAAGCAGCUGGAACAAAAUAUAUUCAUGAGGAAGAACAGAUCAGGUGCCGGCAAGAUAUAUUGCAGAAGCAACACCUACAGAGAUUAAAAGAUGAUGCAAAACACUUAGCUAAGCAGCCAUCUGCUCCGGGAGUCAGUACAGCAACCAAAAACAUUACGAAAGGCGUUGAAGUGAAUCUAGAAGCAUCUAAGAACAGCAUUUCUGGAAAGAAGCUAAGUGGUCUUUCAAUUCCAGAUAUGUGGAUUGAUAAGGCAGAACUUUGUCUUCAACUGGGCCUGUAUGAGCCAUCCAGACAACUUCUGUCAGAAGCACAUGCAGCAGCAGCGGAACUGGCAGACAAAGAUGCCGUGGCCAGAUGCUUGUAUCUCCUAGCUGUAAUGGCUAACCAAGAAAAGAACCACAAGCAAGCAGAAGCUCUUCUGAAUGAGGCACAGAAUAUUGGAGGGGAUGAACAUUUCUGGUUUAAUACUGUAUGCGCUCUUGUGCAAGCUCUUCUGGGGGACAAUGCCAGCGUAAAUGUCACAGUGGCUUGUGAACUUCUCCAGCAUACUGUAAAGGUGUUCAGAUCUGCCUUAGAAGAGAAGCCUAAUCGGUCAUCUGUUCUAGGAUUUAUGAUUGCUUCAAUGGAAUUUAGAAUGGUGUCGAUACAGAUCAAGGCAGAGCUCGAUCCAAAUGCUAACAAAGACAACUCACCAGAAAUCGCUAAAUCUUUACUUGAUGCAUGUGAUAAGAUGAGCCACAUUGAAACUGAAUUCUUACAGUAUGGAUAUAUGGAAAAGAGUGCUGAGGUCAUGAUGGAGCAUGCUAACCUCCUCAGGGUUCUGGCUAAACACACUACUAACGAAGACCUGAAACAUCGCCACUUCUUAGAUGCAUACGCCCUAGCUCAACAAGCGGUUAUUAUUCAAGAGGAAGUGUUCCGUGACAUUUACAGUUUGCUUUCAUAUCCAGAGACUAGAAAUAUUUCAUUACCAGCAGCUCAAAAUCUUACUGAUCUCAAGGUAAAACUGGCAGAAAUUGCACUGGAUAUGCUUCAACAGAGGAAUGCUGAAGAGAGGAAAAAGGCUCUUGAUGACGAAAAGAAAGAACCACUUCUGAGAGCUGUUGAAGAGUUUGUAAGGGAAACUCCUGAUCUCAUGUCUGUCAUUCAGGAGUGGAUAACAACGUGCAAGUCUGUCGGCCAUGCAGCCUUAGUUCAGUUAGAAUGUGCACACAGUUUAAGUGGCAGUUCCACAGAGAGGAGAGCAGAGUGCUUGUACUUAAUGGGAAAAUGUCUUCAUUUAGCUGCUGCCCAGAUGGAUCCUCUUAGUCCUUGUGUCCAGUGGGACCCCAGCAGUCAGGAAGAGGCCAACAUACUGCUAAUGAAGCAAGAAAACAACGAAGAAACGGAGGAGAAACCUGAAAUGUUCGACUUAAAAGUCACACAACAGCAGCAUAAGAAAUCUGCUACACUCACGAGUGGCAGGAAUUCCGCCCAACAGUACAUGUCACAAGCGACUGACAUUCUGCUUCAGUCCAUAUACGUGUCUUUCAACAACAACUAUAUUGAUUUGUUGGCAGCUGCAGCUAUAGAAAUGGUUGAACUCCUUGGGCAGUUUGAUUCACUGUCAGCAGCACAGUAUUUGGCAUUAUAUCAGAGUUGUACUGCUGCAAUGAUGAUGAAGGAUGUGUUACUAGCAGCCACUUCUGACACGAGUAACUCCGAGCUGGCAGCGCUAUUGCACCUUCACUGCCAACGAAGGGAAGCAAAAGACCGCGGAGAGAAUGGUUUCCUUAAAAUGGUUGAAGAAAGGAUUAGCGCAAUUUCAAUGGCAUGGAACAAUCUCAUUGUGCAGUCCCAGCAUCUGAAUUACUUGAAUGACAUCCCACCAGACCUCAGCUUACUUAUACUUCAACAUUCACAAGACCGGUCACUACUUUAUGGUGCAUUUAUUAACAAGCCAAAUGAUAGCCAAAAAGCCAAAGUUAGUCACCAAGGAGGAUUGCCAGUAAAGGCUAAAGUUGCUCGUGUUGCUGUGAAUUCUGAUACAUUGUCUGGAUUGCUAGAAAAAAAUGCCACUUUCAAACAAGAAGCAAUGCAAGCGCUAUUGAAAAGAGAGUAUCGUCACAGUCAAGUAGCUCAGCAGGCUGUAUUCCAAAAAGAUGACAAAACCUUUCCAUCCCUUGAAUCAGAAGCACCGAAAGUCCAUACCAUUACAGAUGGAGAUCGUAAACUCACGUCUGAUUUUCAGAUUAUUGUUGAUACCAUGGAGGACUAUCUUCAGCCUAUUCUGUCACAAUUUGACUUUUCAAUUUUUAGGCAGCAGACCCAGCCAGGCUCUGCAACUGAUUCCGCAAAAAUAAAAAGUAAAGACAAAGAAGAAAAGCCAGCAUCAGCUAAGGCAGUGUUGGGUCCACCACCAGAUACAGGAAAAAGCAUCAUUCUGCUGGCAGAUAAGUCAUUAAUGGAACUACCUCUUGAAGCCCUAAGAGACUUACAACAUGAAAAUAUUGGCUCUCUCUCCAGGUGUUUUUCACUGCAGCAUUUGCACAGCUGUUUGCACAGAGAAGAAACAGUGGAAGGUGACACCAAGAAAACUUCUAAAGAAGGCAAAGAAGCUAAGUCUAAAGAAGAAAAAAAGAAGACCAAAGGGGUAUCCAUUAAUCGUGAGCUACCACCAAACUGUAUUCCUGUGGACACAAACAGCUUCAGGUAUAUUGUUGAUCCUUAUCACGAGGCAAGGGACUCGGAAGAAUUUAGUCCAGCAAAGAAAAUGAGUGAAAUCCUGGAGAAAUACGGCCAUCAGUUUGCUUCUCAAUGGGAAGGCGACAUGGGCAGUCAGCUUGUUCCAAGUUAUGACAGAUGGGAGUAUCUGAUGAGCAGUUGCAGUGCGUUUAUUUUCUAUGGAACAGGACAAUUCUUGUCAUACUUAUUACCUUCCAGAAUGGCUGCCAUGGAUUUAACCGAUUGCCAGGUUGCUAUUUUGUUAGACUUGGUACAGACAAGACAAAGUUUUGCAAGGCUGUCGAAACUUGACUUGGAGAAAAGUGACUUAUGGUUAUCACUGGAGAGACCAAUAGAAACAGCAGUGCUUCUCAGUCUAGCUGGAGUUCGUUCUGUUAUCCUUAAUCAGUGGCCCAGCACCCUUCAGCAGAAUGCUGUAAAGUUAGAAUUCUUGUGUGAAAAUUUAUUACAAAUUGGGAAGACGACUGGUCAGACAAUAUGUGCUCUUUGCCGGAACAAACCACAUGAUUUUAGACAGUCUGAUAGAGAAGACCCAGGUAACUGCAGCCCAAGGAACAGAGAAGAUCCAAAAGGCAAUGAAAAGUCUUUUCAACCAAAAAUCUGCCCUUCACUUUUCAACUGCGUGAUGUAUGGAUUGCCUAACUUAGUUGUUACAUAAAUACUAAAUAAUUUUAUUUUUGUAUAAAGUGGAAGGACUAUGCUGCAUUAUCGUACAAUUGUUGUGACAUGUGCCAGUUUCAUUUAAGAUGCUUUGCUUGUUCCUGCAAUAAACUCUGAUGAAUACAG